CGCCUAGUCGGCAUGGCAACAGGUUAAAGUAAAUCUCACGCCGGCCAUUUUGUUUUGACAGAAUAUGAAGACUUUUUUACGCUGAAAUUACCGUAUUCAUCCAGAGAAAAAGCCAUGUCUUCAACACAAACUGUAACUCAAGGAAAACUUCAAAACUCCAGAACUCACGACUACCUUUAUGGUAAGUAUUUGGGCUGAUAUUGAAACAAAGCUGAAAUCUAUUUUUCUGAAGCUCCAUUUGCUUGACCCCAGGUGGAAAUCUUAUUAAGAUCUUACUAAGAUUCUUGUAAGUUUCUUACUAAGAUUCUUAUUAAGAUUCUUAAUUAAGAAUCUUGUAAGACCUUACAAGAUCUUGUAAGAUCUUGUCACAAGAUUCUUACAAGAAUCUUGUAAGAUCUUACAAGAUCUUGUAAGAAUCUUGUAAGAUCUUACAAGAUCUUGUAAGAAUCUUGUAAGAUCUUACAAGAUCUUGUAAGAAUCUUGUGGUAAGAUCUUGCCAGAUCUUGCAAGAUUCUUGUAAGAAUCUUGUGACAAGAUCUUACAAGAUUCUUGUAAGAAUCUUGUGACAAGAUCUUACCUGAUCUUGUAAGAUCUUACAAGAUUCUUGUAAGAAUCUUGUGACAAGAUCUUACCAGAUCCUAUAAGAUUCUUAACUAAGAAUCUUGAUAAGUAUCUUAGUAAGAAACUUACAAGAAUCUUACAAGAUCUGGUAGGAUUCCUGUGACAAGAAUCUUAAUUAAGUACCUUCACAAGUUUUCAAAAGAACUUGUUAAGAUUCUCAACAAUGUCUUAAUGAUCUCUAAAAGAACUUACAAGAACUUGUGAGAUUUUCAAACAACUUACAAGAAUUUUUGCAGAAUCUGUAAAAAUUCUUAAAUAUCACAUUUUUUUCAGACCAUAGUAGGUAACUGAUGGUUUAUGCAAUAUGCAGUAACUGGAUGAUCGAGGAAUGGAGAUCACAACUAAGAAAGAAUUUCUUCAUCCAACAUUUAAGCAAAAUUUAUUGCAAAUUCUCAACACUGUGAAAUUAAUUACUAAAAAGAUCUUGAUAAGAAACAUUAACUGGUAAACAUGCACGAUUUAAAUGACAAUUGUACAAGAAGAGUUCUUGUUCUUCCCUUGAUGUGUUUUAAAAAAUCUAAAAAACAAUUGUUUUAAUUGUUGGAGUCAUUUGACAGUUUGAUUUGAACUACCAUAGUUAUCCUUUCACAAAAAAGCCAUAAUAACUAAAGGCAUGUCCCAGUUUUAAAUUGUUCUUUGUUUGAUUCAAACUGAAAUAGUUUUUCUUUUUUUAGAGUAAUUUAAGCAUGAAAACAAAAAAAACAACAACAAAAUUUUGUAUUGCAGCAAACGUGUUCAAAGAAUUAAAGCUCACUAUCACUCAUCUUAGUUGGCAUUUUAGUCAAUUUGACAGCUACUUGACAAGUAAAUUUGCAUAUAUUUCAAUUUUGUACAAAUAUCAACCAAGCCUUAGUUCAUUCAGUCCACGGACUUGUCAACAUUGCCCUCUACAUUGUGAACUUUUCUCUUGGAAUCUAAGCAAUUUUUUUUAUUCAGGUAGAGCCUUAUUUGAGACCACCUCUUAUUCAUUUGGGCAUCACCAAAUUUCUGUAUUAUGGCUCCUGUGGGAAGAAAAAAAGAAAAAAAGAAAAUAGUAAUUUGUAUACAGGUACAAAAUAUACUAAAACCUUGAGAGCGUAUUUUUUAAAAUCCCUGCCAGAGAGGAGUAAUAGGAGUUUGGUUUCAUUGUACAUCUAAAAUGAAAUGUAACAUGUUAGGAGACAAGAAUCAAGAUUGAAAAAAAACCCUCAGUGUUUAAAUAAUUAAGUAUCAUAAUCUAUUGUCUGCAGUAGAAUUGUUGCUCUGACUUCAAUUCCAGCUUUCAGUAGCCUGACUUGUGAGGAGUACUUACUAAGGUAGAGGGGAGGAGCUUCUCAAUGGUUCUCCUUGAUCACCAUCAUGCCUCAUCUGUAUGCAAAGAAAAGGAGGUAGUGACUAUCUUUAACAAGAAUUUAUCAUCUUUAAGAGCAAAAUUUUUAUGUACAAGUUCCCAGUUAUGAAUCUUGGCAAUUUGCACUGCCCAACUCCAAUCCAACAAACUUUGUUUACGCUUUGCACUGCUGAAACAGCUAUUCCCAAUUCUCACAAAAAGUUGAUAAAUGAAAAAUUACCUUUUUACAAUCAGAGGAGUUGCCACCCUUCUAUCCCAUUCUGUGCUUGUAGCAUUAAGAUGGGACUCAAAGUCUACUUUAUUCAGGAUACAAUCAUUUUUACAGGUGAUCCUAUCUCUCCUGUUCUCCUGUGAAUAUGAAUUGAAAAAAUGUUUACAUUUGUUGAGCAAUCCCUCCACUGAAUUAAGUUUCAUUAACCUUUAGAACAAAGAAAAUUGUGAGAAAGGGAAGCAAGGAAUCAUAACUCAGCAUUAAAUGAAAACCAGAAAAAAAAUACACACACAUUCACAAAACAAAACAAAUAAAAACUAAACAGAACCAAACAAAAUACAAAAAAUGUUGCAUGGAAUUAAUACAGGUAUCGAAUGUGUUAGAGUAAAAUUAACAGGAUAACAGUGCCAAAAUUCUGCCUUAAGCCAUCUAAGUCAAUGAAGUCUUGAAGGAGGGGGGGAAAUGAACUAUCAUGCACCAACAUUGAGUAUUUAGAGUUCUUACAUCAUCAGAAGAACUUCCCAUUUUUUGGUAAUUUUUGUUUGCUUUGGGAAGAUUUCCACUACUGUGGACACGGCCGUGAUAAUCAAACCCAGUUUGGCUUUCAUCAUCAUCCUCACCAGUGGAAACUUUUAAGUAGAACGUGGCAAUUUAUAAUUAUUUGGGAAUAAAGGAAUUCCAUAAUCGAUUUCGCGUUGUUAUUGCACCCUUCUAGUUUAACUUCUAGUGGUUAUUAGUAAAGCCGAAGACAAAUUAAUUGUUUAUUGUGAACCAUUUCCAUGCGAGACGACUGGAAGCUACGAUGAUUCUGCCUACAACACUUAAAUCCAGAACAAUCUGGAUUAAAACUGACUUGAGAGAAUUGCUACAAGUGCAGUAAGGUUAGCAGCCGCCGUUACGUGGUUUUGAUGAUGAUAGCGUUACAUCUCGUGUCAGUUUCCACUCAAUUCUAAACAAAAACGCUUCCUGACGAAAUCGAACCCUAACGAGAUUUUAUGAUUUGCCUUGUAUAAAAAUACCGUGGCCUUGCAAUUACAUAAACUUAUCGUCACUUUUUUUCGUCCAUGCUGAAAGAAUCUAAAAAGUGCGAGAAAUAAGUCUAUCGCAUCACCUUCCAGAUGUGUAAUGUUGAUAACGUGAACUUAAUGAAUAAAAGUCAGUAGCACUUACCUUCGGGAUGAUUUGCCUUCAUUUGCUUCAUUACCAGUCGUGCACUAGUGGUUUUUUUUUUUUUAGAAAUCUUCUCAAGAUACUUAAACUACCAAGACCAAUGUGUUCCUUGAGUUAUAAAGCGAGUCGUCGUGCACAAUCAUCAUACGUGUGCUUUCUAUGUGCUUAGAUGUGUAAACUAUUCACUGAGGCCACUUCACGUGACAGAAUAAAACAAGGAUAUCGCAACCUUGAAUGUGUAAUCGUAGUGUUCUUUCACAAGAAAAGCAAAACGCGAUUUAUCUUCUCUGGUGUGCUGUAAACUCAUGUUACUUACCGACUGCGUCAUUUUCUGUAUUUUAAGCGACAGUAUAAACAUUAGUGAUUUUGCAAAGAACUUGGCUUGUAAAAUCCUAAUUUUUGAGAUCAUUAUUCUUCUUCAGGGCUUUAGACACAAUUAAAUUUCGCAACGAGGUAGAUAACACUCAACCAAAGUAAAAUUUCUAUAGAACUUUGCCGAAACGAAAUGGCGCGUGAACGGUUGACAACAACAGUCGAGUGAAUAAUUUGUAAUUUUGCGCCGGCCGUAGCGGGAGACUGGGGAGAGCCUUGGUGAAAGUACAAAAUGUCACGCAACUCUCGCAAGUAUUUUGUAAGUAACUACCUAUAAACUUUUUUAAAAUACUUUUAAUUUCUGCCAUCUGACCGGUCUGCAAAUUUUCGAUGUUUAUUUGUUAGUUAUUUUGUAAAGAAUUUGGUCGGUAAAGUCCUAAUUCUCAAAAUCAUUCUUCUUCUUUAGGGCUGUAAGGCACACUUAAAUUUCGCAACCAGGCAGAUAACACUCGACCAAAGUAGAAUUUCUGUCGAACUUUGUCCGAAACGAUAUGAUGCAAAAACGGUUAACAACAAUGAUCAAGAGUACAAUUUGCAAUUCUGCGUAUGUGCAGUGGCGUGGAAUGCCUUGGUGAAAGUACAAAUUUCAUGCAACUUUCUUGAAAAAUAUUUUUACAAAUAGGUAGCUAUGAAUUUUUUUAAAAUACAUCUUUUCAUCCUGCCAUCUGGCUGGUCUGCAUACUGCCAUAUUUUUUUUUCUGAACCAUAUCAGCGAAAGUCUCUUGCUUGUGGAAUGUGGUGACAUUAUCUAUGGGUGUCUUUAUGUUCAAGGCAAAGAUGGGAAGGUUUAAUCCCUUUCUAGACACUCCUUAUGAACAUGAUUAGUAUUAUUUAAACUAGCUGUUCAGUAUAUUUCAUAAUCAAUCAUCAAAUGUAAUCUGAAAAGUCUGUCCAAAUUUAAUCUGUUGAUACCAUAAUUCCAGUGGAACAAUUACCUCGUUAGAAAGCAGCUGCAUGUGUAUUGUGUUCUCGGGUCUAAAAUUUGCACACCAUACCAUAGAAGCUUACUUGACGUUAUGUGAUCCCCUUUUGGACAUGGGAUUUUUCAAAUCAUGUGUGAGAGGUUUUAAGCCUUAUGCAUCCCCAUGCUCUCUUAUGAACAGAACAGGAUAAGCAUUUCAAGUUACUCAAGAAUGUACUGGAAUAAACUUGAUAAAAUCUUGUCAAGAACAUUUAAAUUCCUACUGAUCUUAAAAUUUUGAUUCUUACAAAACUCUUAGAUGAACUUUAGAUGAAAUCCUGUCUAGAAUCUUAAUGAUGUUACAUUUACAGAUCUUACUUCAUUAUUAAGAUUCUUAAACAAACUUACCAAGAUCUUGUCAAGAAGCUUGUAAGAUCUUCCUUUUCUUAAAGAUUAGGAUUCUUACAACUGAGAUUCUUAAGUGAACUUUAUAUGAUGUUGUUAAGAACUUUCAAGAUCUUAAUGCCCAUGUGUUGUAAAAUUUUUUUUAGGAUUCUUAAAAGAUUCUUAAAUAAACUUAAUAAGAUCUUGUUGAGAACCUUUCAAGAUCUUAACCCCCAUUUCUUGUAAAAUUUUGUGAGGAUUCUUACAAGAUUCUUAAAUAAACUUAGUAAGAUCUUGUUAAGAACCUUCCAAGAUCUUAAUCCCCAUGUGUUGUAAAAUUUUGUCAAGAUUCUUACAAGAUUCUUGUAUAAACUUAAUAAGAUCUUUUAAGAUCUUACAAUGCUCAAACCUGGUUAAGAUUUGUUCAAGAAUUUGGCAAGAUCUUAUUAAGAUUAUUAAUUCUUAAUAAGAUCUUAGUAAGAUCUUCAUCUUAAUUGCCAUCUUAUAAGAUUCUUACAAGAUCUUCCAAGAUCUUACAAGAUCUUCCAAGAUCUUAAUAAGAUUUCCACCUGGGGACGUACCCUGUGAUUGAAACUUCCCCUUUUUUUGCGCAACAAACUUACCAAGCAUCCUUCAACUUUUUUUCCUUUGUUUGUGCACUGUGAGGAUAAUAACGAAAUUAGUGGUCUAGUAUACUUUCAAGACAAUCCUUGGCAUUUACCCUAAACGAUUAUACCUUGUCCCACUGAUACCCAUCGGUGUAACCUUGUGCAUUUGAUGAUUGAAGAAGAUCUUAUGGACGGGAGAAAGAUAAUUUUUGAAUAUGGAAGGCGCAUCAAAUUGAAAUGAGAACUUGAAUUUAAAUGACGAACGAAUCAAGUCCAUCUAAGUAUUUUAACGAGGGAGCAAUAAUUUUCACACUUUGUGUGUUGCAUUGUGGCGAGAACUGAUCAGCAGUGUCAAAAUACAUACUGCAGCUAUACACUUGAUUACGCUGAAACCUGGUAUACAUAUGUUUUAAGCGUAUUUUUUUUCUUUCAGAUCCACUGUACACAUUAUCAAGUGAUAGGGACCAUGCAAGAGCAACGUUUAAGGCGCACACUGGGACAGACAGAAUUGUAAGUCUGAAAUAUGAUGUCCACUCUUUAAUUGCAUUGAUCUUUAGGGUAUCUUAUCAGUUUCGGACAGUCUGCUUUGAAGCAAUAGUCAUCAAAUUUCAUCUUUUCUCUGUCUACACUACAGAAACGAGUUCCACAUUUCAAGACAAUGUUCAGUGACCUACGUCACUAUCCAAGAUACAGCAUCCACCUGGAGGUGACAGACCCUGUGCCUAAGUUCAUACCACGACAGUGGAGGGGAUAUGCUGAUCAAGAUAGAGAAGCUCUCAUCAGAUACACCAAGUAAGGCUUACUGUAUUUCUUGAAUAUUGGUUGCAAAACCAGAAUCUAUGACCCUACCAGCAUGGUAUUUUUCCAAUAUAAGGAUGGAUAAUACCAUUAUCCAUCACCCUUUGCCUUUUUUGAUAUGUUUGAUCAGAUAAGCGUGAUAAUUUUUACAAAUGCUAUUAAAUGAAUUACUGUUAUGCAAGGCUUUUUGUAGAUAAAACACAGUUAUGUGGGCCUCUUUGUAGUUAAGAUUGUUCUUUAUUAAGACUUUUACUCAUUAGCUAAAUUUAAAGAGAAGCUUCAAAACAGGUUCCUAUCCAAUCCUAACCCAAAUUUAUCAAAAGAAUUUGAAAAAAAAGAAAAGAAAAAACAGAUAAUUUCAAGAUUGUAAGAGUCCUUGUCAAUCUUUAAAACAAGCAACAUAUAUAUGCAUAAAUUUGAAUGAAAUUUCACUUAAAGCAUAAAUGUAGUACCAGUAAUUCUUUAUUUUGGAUGUAAUUUAUAGUAUUGGGUUUUUCAUCUCUAUCAGGUUCAACUAUGAUCCAUCAGUUCAAGUUCCUCCUAAACAUCAUGAGAAGGUGCAUGUUUCUGGGACAGACCGAUAUAAGUUUUUCCGCAGGCCAAUUAUUCCAUUUUUGCAGCAAGUUCCUCCAGAUGUUCUCCUGCAGUCAUCUAAGUAAGAGACAAUUAUGUUCCAGUUUGAGUUUACUGUGGCUGAUAUUAUGAUUUGGUCAGCCAUUUUAAUUAUUUGACACUAAUUAUCACUGUACAUGCAUAAUUACAGAAUGGACCCCUUGGCUGCCCCUGAAAUGGAAGCUGAAAGGCCACCCACCCCAGCUACACGUACAGUAGAAGUACAAACUGAUUACAGAGACAGUGAGACACAAACAGACCCAUAUACUCCAGAGUAUGUUGUACGACCAGGUUCACAACCCGAGCUACUCACACUGGCUACUCUUUCAUAUGGUAAAUUGAGUUCAAACUAGUGAUUUAUAGGCUUGAUUACCAGCACCUGUUAACUCCUUAACUUCCAUGAGUGAUGAAGAGAGAAUUUCUCCUUAAACAACAGAUUACCAAUACAUUUAUCAACCAGAUAUUUCCUUAUUUCUCAUGAGAAAAAUAUCAAUUUUGGGAUUAUGUGUGAUCCCUUUUUAACCUAAAAUAUCUUGUACCUAAAUCACACAAUAAAACUGAUACCUCACUUUUGUAAAAUAGGAGCCUGUAGCUUGCAUAAGCCUCUUGGUUUCCGUACAGGUUUCCUUGCUACAUGCUAAAUCUUCAGCUAUAUCAUAUUUAUGUAUAUGAAAUUACACUUUUAUUUCUACUGAUGUGUUAUAAUUACAAAAUGGCAUAAAAUAAACAAAUAAACAAAAAUUAAUAAAUAAACAAAUAAAAAAUGCAAAAUUAUACCUAAUACAUGUAGAUGGCAAGCUUAAUGAUCAUCAUGUUAAAGUUAAACAAAGUGUGCAUGCUUAGAUCCAAUCAACUGUAGAUCAAUUUGUUGAGUUAUUGGAAAUAAUUGUUGCAAUUACAGAGCAGUUGUUCUUUGUUUAGUUUCCUAGAUAUAUGUAAUUGAAACAGCAACAACAAUACACUUGAUACAACCAUUGCCUUUAGUUCAGUCACAAUUGUCUCAGUUUUAUAUAACAAUGAACAUGAAGGGUAACAGCCAGAAAUAACCUUAACCCUUUACACCCAAACAUGAAUAUCCAUAUUCUCUAUACUGUCCUCCAUAUAUUUCCUAAAAUGAUAAAGAGAAUUUGUUUAAUAAUCAAGAGCUUUUUUAAUUGGUGAUCAUUUCCUUUAUUCUUGUGACCUACAUAUGUGAUUCAGAGUUGAUAUCAUAAGGAGAAAUUAUAUGCUGGUCACUAUCAGGGGCCAAAGGGUUAAUUUGAUAAAAUGCCAGGUUGCUUGAUGGAAUUAAUUACUAAUAUAUAAUUUUGCAGAUUAUGAAAUAAAUACUUGAAAUAAAGAGUUGACAAUGCACUGUAUAUAUAGAAGUGCCUUUUCCAUUUAAUCAAAUCAGGUAUCUGAAGUUUAGAACAAAAAUAGCAGACAGAGUACUUAGUACUACAAACGCAGGAAUAAUGAACUUGAACAUUUUUUCAAUUAUUAUUUCUUGAAGGUCAUGGCUUGCCAGCCGGACUAGCGGAAGUAGAGAUGAUUGAAAGAGCAAGGGCCAAACGAGCUUGGUAAGAAAAAUUUUUCUUGACAAAAGGAUGAAGGAAGUUUAUGCUUAUGGAUGAGCUUUGGUCUUCAGUUCAUGAUGCCUAUCAAGAAUGCUUAAGACAAAUAGGUUUUACAUCUUUGAACCCCUUCAGCUUUGAACCGCAUAAUAGUCUCAACAGGUUUCGUCUACAUGUUUGACGUGAGCUGAUGCAGUUCAUGUCUUCUCGUCUUUACAGGGAGGCAACACUUCCAGCUCUGAAUGACACAGAAAAUCUUGAAAAGAGAAAGCGAAUGAUGGACGAACAAGAACGAAGAGAGUGGUCAUUCAGAGAACAAGAAAUUGAGAAGUAAGUUUUUUGUUCACUUAUUUGAUAGAAAUUUGUACUGUAUAUAUAUUAAAGAAAUAAAAAACGCGCCGAAUGCAUUAUUGAGUGCACUUCUCGAGAGUUCUUAAAAAUUCCCAAGUGCUUAUAUAACUCAACAGUGCUCGAGGAACAAGUCUUUUUAUUUCUUUUAUAAAAUGUAUCUUGAACUGCGCGCGCACGUGCCGAUGACGUAGGCUACGUGUAUGACGGAAAUAUAAUGAACUUGUUCUGACCAAUCACGGCGCGCGCAUUUAUAAAAGCGUAUCUGAACCCUUAAAGAAAAUAACAUUAACCACUAUAUUUCGUGGCGUAUCCUUUCAUCAAGAUCGCCCCACAACUGUGCAAACAAAAGAUGUAACCUCUGCCUCAAAGAAAAAUUACUCAUCUUUCGCCGACCCGAAUUAUUAUCACUCAAUAAACGUAAUGAGCUCGUGUCCUCAUGCCGCCGCAGAAACAAAACUUUACUGCAUAACAAUUCAAGUAUUCUUUUUAUGCAAAUUAAGUAUAUAAACGAUGGUACGAAUAUUCUGGACAAUAAAAACCCCUGAUGAGAGAGCAACUACGAAACAGGCUUGUAGGGAUGAAAGUAUAGUCUCUCUGUUUUUUUCCCCUAUCCCAACAUAUAUCGCGCUCUACUUCUACGUAUUGAGCACUGUAAAACGGAAAAAUCAAUACACAGACUUCCUAUAUAUAUAUAUGAAGAUGUUGAAUUCCGUAAAUCUCACCCCUCCUCUUUUAAAGGUUGCAAGAGGCACGACUUGAGGUGUUGAAGAGAAUCCUUGAACAAAGAGAGGAAGAUCACGCUGAGCUGAACACAAAGAGACUGGAUAGACUAUGGUUAGUUUAGUUUGUAACUUAUACCCUAUGACGUUUUCUUUUAUCCUAGAAACCUGCGCAAGGAAACAUUUCUUGAUAAAUUCCAAUCGAGAACUCUUCUUGUCUGUGAAAGAACAAUACGUUUCUCGUUUGUUAACCCCCCCCUCCCCCAAAAAGAGGUGCUUUAAGGUAAAUUUAUCGUUUAUUUUCUUUGCACAGGUCAAACAAGCAACAAGAAAAAGAUAAGAAAUUUCAAAGAAUUCAAACGGAGCAUAUUAAAAGUAAGUUGUCGUCUUGUUUUCUGCUUGUACACUGUAACUCUCUAGUUCAGCGGGUGUAUAAUUAUGUAACGUUAUUAUAACACUCAGGUAGUACGUGCGCCAUAACCGGUCAAAUAAACGAGUCAUAUUUCACUGUACGGCUCGCUAAAUUUAAGCGUUUGUUUGAAUUGAAAGCCUGGGUAAUCAUGAUUUUCUUGCUAAUCUCGUUUUCUCGGUCUGUACUGCAAGUUACGAAACCUCGUUUUUUCCACUCGGUACAUAAGUUUCAUAAAUUACCUCGAAUUCGGUUAGUACGAGGUUUCUAAGGAAGUUAUACACGGUAAACUGAAACAUGCCCUUCCGUUUGGCAGUUGUGUUGAAUUUCAAAUGCUACAGAUAAUUCCACAAUAAUCCAGUUGCUGUUUUCCCUUCACAUAUUUUACUAAACUGCGGAGUCUUUAAAUGAUGUUUAAAUUUUUUUUUAGAAAUUACACCUAGUCUUGAAAUGUUGCAGUUACUGAAAAAUGUUUUUGUCUUUCCAGCUGUGAGAAAGUUAAAUGAAAAAAGACGUACAGUAGAAGGCAAACUGGAGCGACGAGACAUAGUGCGAGACUAUUCUAAGUUCGACUCUCAGACAUAUGCUCCUAUGUCUCGUGUGGGAGUAUUCGUGGACCGGGGAUCUGAACAGUAUAAUGUGAAGAGCUUCCAUCUGAACACCUAUCAGGGCCUUCUUGAGCUAGAGGCUUCACUCCCAGACUUUGUGACGCAGCCCCGGAUUCAGGCUCCGAAGCCAAAGUCCAGCGGCAAGGGAGGCUUUGUCAAAAGGAAGCAGCGACGUCAGAGGGAGCUGGAAGAGGUGGCGAAUGCGAUUGAGUUAGCGAAGAAACCGCCAGAGCCUGAAAAACCUCUGAAGUUUUUGGUGAAGGUGGAGAAACCGAUACCGCGCCCCCCGACCCCAUCAGUGCAAGUUCCAUCCCAGGUGAGAGAGACAAAACUCGCUAAUAACUCUUAAAGAGUUGAGAACUAGCUGUUGGGAAUCAGUUGAACUCAUUUCAAGAGUUAAAGGAGACCUCAAGUAAACUGUGACGGCGAUAGCAACGAGAACGAAGUGAAACAAGACAUUUAACGAGCACAAGAAUAGCCCUUUUCCCCCUCCCCGUGUGUUUUAUAACUUGUUUCAAAACGUUCGGAGAAAUGUACGCGCCAUGAUUGGUCAGAACGAGUUAAUUAUAUUUCCAUAAAGCACGCGCCCUACGUCACACGAGUGCACUGUUGAGAUAUAAUGCACGCAGUCUACGUCAUCGGUUCGAGCGCGCGCAAUUCGUGAUACAUUUUAUAAAAGAGAAAAGAGAGCAGUGCGGAGAAGCAUGAGCCGAAGGCGAGUGUUUCUCGCACUUCUCGAGUGUUCUUAACAAUUCUCAAGUGCUUAUAUAACUCAACAAUGCACUCGGCGCGUUUUAUAUUUGUUUAUUAAAUUGGAUUUAUUGGCCGCCUUCCGCAAAACAACAGCGUCAAAUCGCCAACUUUUGCGUGGUCUUUACGUUCCGAUCUGGAACUCAACGUUGCGCUCACACGUUGUACUUAAGUUGGGGUCUGUUGCCGUGAUAGAAGGUAAUUACAACCAGCCAUUGUUGAAUUCUGAAGAACAAUGUGACUCCCUUUUUUAAUCGACUUUUUCCAUCGGUGUUGUUCUCCUAACCUCUAAGUUCCUUAAUUCCAAUUAGAAAAGAGCUGUGAAUGCGCGUUAAAUGCGCGAAAGCGCACGUGAUCGAGCCGUGACUGACGAGGCCCCAUCUGAUUAGUCGACUAGUCCUUCUCGACAUCUUUGAAAGUAAAUUUACUACGUAAUUCGGAAACUAACACAAUUCUACUCCCAGGUUCUUUUCAUCAUUCUUGUAAAACCUGUUCGAUAUAUCUUGGUUCCUGAGGACUCUUUGAUUCCUAACCGUCCAUAUGUUAUGACAACGGUACCAUAUCAUAAGACCUUCGUUUGGACUGACACAUUCUCCUUCUUCCUCUUUCUAUUAUUUCAGCUUGAAGAGGAACAGGAGCUCGCUUUGAUUUUCUUGCAGAAAGUUAUCCGUGGUCGUGCCAUUCAAAAUAUGGUGAGUUAGAACUAAUGCUUUCUGUUUCUCUACUUUGUUCAGUUAUGGACAAGCGGCACUAUCAGCUCUUUAUUUUCUCGUACAUGUAAUGUUUUUAAUUAUUAUUUUAUUUUCUAUCUGUACCUUAGAUGUUUGAAGGAAAGGAGAAGCGUCUAGAGUUGAUUCAAGAGCUACGCAGUACGCAUGCGCUGCAAGAAGCUGGGCAAGUAGAAAAGAGAAAUGAGCGACAAGCUGUGUUGAGCUUGCAGAGGCAGAGGAGACUGGAUACUAACAAGGUACAUUGUUUGUCAGCCAAUGAUUUCACAGAUCGAAUGGACCGUAUGUUUUUAGCGUUGUAUGAAAAACAGAACGUGAUUGGAGAAUCUUCGUGAAAUGAUGAGCUUUCUGAUAAAUUUUAUAUUGCACAUCGCCCCUUCAAUGUGACGAAUUGUCCAAGAAAUUCUCAGUCCUAAUGGCCGCAGUGAAUUGCGUGUACUAUUUUGUUCCAUGUAGGACCUAUCAGUCAGCUUUCUUCACUGGCUUUAUUGCGGACCGUGAUGUUCUUUUUCGAGCACUGGCGGGAUCGUUGUGUUGUGUUUGUGGGCAUUACAGUUAACUCUCACAGUUCUUUCCUACCCCUGGGAUUGGCGAUGUGAGAAUUGACGAUAUUACUGUUAAGGCGUUAUCAGUAAUAAAACUAGCAUCCUAGCCAGGGAAGGGUAACAAUACCCCUUUAUUCAUCAUGUACAAAAAUCGAGAGAAGCUCUGUUGGAGUAGGACAGUGUAGGCCAGUUGAUCGUCGAGAAAACAUAACUUUCUGCCACUGGACUCGUCUCCAUAACGACGCCUGCGAACAUUCUUUGACACACACCCCCCUCUUCUAAUGUAGUUAAUCGCCAAUGUUUGUGUGCCAUCUUGGAGACCAUCACUGAGCGGGGCACGAGACGCAGAAGGUGUCCCAACAGUGUAGCUUAAAAUGUUAUUCAAUCCUGAUUCCCCUUUACUAACAUACACACACGUUUCUUUGCCUGUAUCUACACUCCAUUGCCGAGACAGUUUCUCGCUUGUCAAUCUCUCAUCUUAGCGAUCUCGAUAUUUCUUUUGAUUGUUUAAACUGGUUGUCACUUAUAAAACUGCUUGCCAUGCUAUGUCUAAAUUGUUUCCUAAUAUGUCCUCACUCAUUUCGUUUAACCAGGAAUCUUUUGUGGAAGAAGCCCUAGCUCAGAUGGAAGGCUCGACCCUUGCAGACAUGUUUGAUUUCUUGAGUAAGGAGCUGAUUCGACUUCAGGUGAGAAAUUUUUACGAUUAAGUCUGAAUUCAUUCAACAACAUCCUGUCUCGUUUUGUCCACUAAAGCGUUUGGUCGGAAGUGUUUCAUUCGCUGCCGAACGUCUUUCAAAGCGCCUUGAAAGGAAUUCCUUUUAGCCUGUCUUCUCCUUCAAAUUAUUGUCGUUAGAGUUGCUUGAUCAAGUAGUGACUGUUGUAUGUUUAAUUUUCCCAAAGCAACGCUGACUAACACAGACUCACUUUUUAUCAGAAUUUUAAAUGAAUUUUCACCAUCAUUCGUUUGAAAAGGACGGAGAAACUGCUAGAAAUUGAAUUUCUUAAAGUGUUUCAAAUCUGAGGGAAUUUUUCAAGCGAUUUUCCACUUUUUUAUCUGUUCCGUAUCUGGCGUGUGUGCGGCAAAAGGAAUCGAAGGUUUAUGAAGAAACUUCGCCUUAGUUCGUCAACGGGUCAAGAGAAUUACGUUUGGAAAUCGAGAUAUAAAUCACCUUAUAUGGUCCACAAAAAUAAAAUAGAUAUCCGUAACAAUAUAUUUGAAAUCGCAUUGUUGCGGGCAAAGUUUAAAUACUCUAAAAACGAUCAAAAUAAAAGCGGGGAGCUUUUACUUUUUUUGUUUUCCUUUUGCUCUUAGUAGACGAAAAAUUUGGAGAUUAAGUGCUAGUAUCAUUACUUUCUUGGCUGAUAUGUUUUUCAGGAAUUUUUUCCUUUCUUGCUUUGUUCUUAUUACUUCGUAAUAUCGCUCGAGGAACGAAAAUUUUGUGUUUGUGGUAUUCUUUUCUCACUAAUUUUUCCUAAAAGACUUGUCAAGACAUAAUUAAACAGUAUGCGGUCAAAGUGUUUCGACGAAUCACCACGAGCGAUCGAACCGCGCAUUACCGCUCUCGAAGAUGUUCUUUCAAUUUUGUCCUUUUUUAAAAGGCUUUCAAGUCUUGGUUUAUCUCGAACCGCAAAAAUGUCUUGUUUAAUGGACUGACCAAGUGUGUGAUGGUUCGAAUAUUUUAGGAAGAGAGAAGAAUCCAUGCUUUUGCCAUGUUGGCUGAACGACAACGAAGGAUUCGUGAAGCCGAAGAGGGCGGACGAAGACAACUUGAAGAGAGACGACGGCGCGAAGAAGAUGAGAUUUUCAAACAGGUGAGAAAGAACGAGUAGUACUCUACCUAAACAUAGUAGUGUAACCAUUAACCUUCAAUGGUAUUCUUCAAAUGUAUUUUAUUUUCUUCCUUCUCUUAAAUCCAUCUUGUUCGCUUUUUACGUAAAGCGGAGGCGCAAAUGUAGGGAAACUGUAAAUUCAGUUUCUUUCCAGAAACGACGCGUAGUUAGACGCAAAUGUCGCCAUUAACAGCAAGAACCGACAAUUAAUUGUGUGCAGAUGAUUCCAAAGUUGUAGUGUCUUAUUUUCCUCCGUUGAUUGUCAAAACAGAAUCGAGGAAGAUAAUUAAAAGGCAUGUUGCAGCUUAAGAUACUUAUUAUUUGUGUUACACUGCUAGAAUUUUUAACCGACACUUUGCUUUCACUUAAAUGGUUUCUUUUUUGAUAGGGACUUUCGUUUUAUUUUAACAAUUAAUGAUGUUAUUCUCGCUUUGAAAAAUAAUUAUAAAAAACAAUGAUUUAAACAGUGCUUUACUGUCACCAGUAUAGCGGCUGAAUAGUAAAAAUUAUUUCAAAAUAAAGAAACCCGCAGGUUUAUGAAAUUUUUUUUACGUUUGCCUUAGACUGGCUACUUUGUUGUUGUUCAUGUACUUGCUAAUAUGUCAAAACCUCAAUUUAAACUCUGAAACUCCGGUAAGAAAUCUUACGGAAUGGUGGGGUUUUUUAAAGAAAAAUUGUAUUUCAGCAGCAGUACCUCGAUAUCUAAUUGAAAGUUUUUCAUUUCCCCUUUCUCCCUUUUUUUUUCUCCAUUUUGUCUAGUCCUUUAGUGAUUGUGUGAUUCGGGCCGCUGAUUUUGAAAGAAGUAGCCUGUCACGUCAGUUAUCUCACAUGUGAUUGAUUGAUUUGUGUUCAGGUUGUCAAGGUUCAUCAGUCUACUGUUGAUACGUACCUUGAGGAUAUCAUUAUGGGAGCCAUCGACAAAACGGCCGAAGAACAGGUGAGUUUAGGAUGGUUCUGGUUCUUAAGUUUAUUCGCUCUCUUGGAGUACCCAAAAACUCCUAUCUGGUCACGCAUUCUUACAAAAGGAAGUCCUUGCAAUCUUCAGAAAACGAUGGGUGAACAACAAGACAGAGUUAGCGUUGUGGAAAUUUUCUGUAUCCAACCCAAAGAGAGUUGAUGAAAAUUUUUGGGAGGUACUCAGGAGUUUUUUUAAAAAGCUAAAAAUCGGAGUAAGGUAUGAUGCUGAACUGGAAUUGCCAAAGAAGAGGAGGUCAGCGGCAGAGUUGGCGAGGACAGAGAACAAGCCCGGCUUCCGUUUAGUUCAUAGAGGUUGAAGAGUGAAAAUCAAAGCAAGCAAAUUUCUUCAGUGUCUCAAUCUAUUUUGGCUCUGAAGUGGACCAACUUAUUCUGUGUGGCUGGCAAAUUUUAUCAACAACGUUUCCUUGUUGUUGCAGUCCAAUUUAUUGAGAUACCAACGUAGGAAGUGUUUUAUCAGACUGUAGCAUACUAGUCUAAUCAUGGCUAUAACACGAUACCAACCUUUUCAGGCUCGUAAAGAAAUCCAAGACCAAGCAGAGAAGAUCAACCAAAUUGCUUACGACAUGGAGAAAACGUAAGGGGUACUUUAACUGUUGCACUGAGGAUAUUAUGAUUUAAGGAUGAAGAUAUUAAAGUAUUCCGGAUUUUACGUAGAAGCGUUGGAGGACUGAGAGCGAACAAUGUUAGAAUUGCAGUCUCAGUUUGUUCCAGUUUUAAGUUCUCGUGAACCUUGGUGUUAAACCUGAUUAUCUCUUUUCUCCUUCAAAAUUUAGGAAAGGAAGUUUGUAAUUCCAAAUAUAUUUUUGUUUUGGGUUUUCGUGGUUUUUCUCAAUCAAGUGUAUAUUUAUGUCAGAAGAUGGUUCGCAAUAAACCUGUCCUCUGAAAACCUUACUAGUAUCCUUUAUUAUCAACUUCUGCAGCCGAACCAGACUUCAAUCUGAAGAAAUUGUUGCCGAGCUAGUCACGUCGUUCUUGUUGCCAGAAGUACAGAAAAUCACCAUGAGAGAGAACGGUAAGCCAGACGUCACUCGUUUUUUGCCAAAAACAAAAUCAUCCCUUUCGCUGUAACUUGCGUAACUGCUAGUUUUGUAAGCUUUGAGGGGGUCUGAGACGAGAAAAUGAGUCCACGUGGCCAGCUAUUCAGGCUAAUUGCAGAGAACCUAGAAGCUAUCAGGAUACUUAACAACUAGAUUAUGAGCUCGAGAUUUCUAUAUUUUCCUUGAGGAUACCCAUUUCACCACAAAAGAGAGAAUUAAGGCGACGCUCAAAUCGACCAUCAUGCAUGGAAAUCUAGAGCGAGUAAUCCUAUUGUUAUAGAAUAACGCUGCUAGACCACACAAAGUUAGGCCACUCAUUCUACUCACUAUAAUCACGGAUUAUAUAAUAACCUGAAUUAGAUGCGAAUUUUGUUAUUUGCCAGAGGACAGACGCAAAGAUGAGGUCACCAUGAAAACAUUUUGCUUCUUUAUUACGUUAAACAAAUAGAUUCCAUGUUGCCGUUGGCCUGUUCAGUAAUAGAUCACAUAAGACGUCAAAAAGUGGCAGUAACAUCAGUGACACUCGGCUGCACCUUGUGUGCCACUUUUUUCUUCUUAGCACAUUAUGACGUCCUAUGUGAUAUCCUACCGAACAGAUGCACGGUAACAUGGAAUCCAUUUGUGAAAUAAGAUUAAGCGAAUAUCGUAGUCAAUCAGAAUGCACCAUUUUUGAUAUAACGUUGGUAGGUUUAUGUUAAUUAACAGUACUGUCUGGUUUAAUUCGCAGUGAAGAGAAGCCAAAGGAAACAUCUUCUUGCAGCUCAUAGGAUUAUCCAUGGCGAAACAGAGCCUGUUAUGGAACAGUAUCCGCAACCAGAGCCUCCGAUGGAAGUAAAACAACCAGAGAAACAACCUGACGAACCGGUGGAACCUGAAAGGCCACCUUCAGGGCAACAAGUGUCAUCCCGACCGCCAUCGGGUCAAAAGCCGUCGUCUCGACCUUCGUCGAUGAAAUCUUCGCCUUCGAGACCGGUGUCCGGAAAAUCACACAAAUCGGACGUUGGAAGCUCUAAACAGCCAUCUCGAACAGCCAGCCCAAAGUCCGAACAAUCCUCAAGAGCAGGGUCACCAAAGACGCGCGGUUCCUCUCGUCCAAGUACGGCCAGGUCUCGGCCUCAUUCGUCUCCUUCUCGUCCCUCGCCGGAACCUUCAAACGCUACCGACGAGGCGUCAUAGAGCAUUUAAACACAAUUUUGAAAGUUAAAAUUUCAUAGACUUCCUAGUAGAGAGAAACAAUUCAUUCGAUCAUUCCAUCUGCGAUGCUAUAAGUGAAUUUCAUGUUUUAAUUUGCCGGGUAAUAACAAUCUGUUAUGGGAGAGGAUUCAUAGAUUUUCAUCUAUAGAUCACCACCAUCGUCCUCUAAAGUACAUACGUUAGGUACUAUUCUUGUAAAUAAAACUCAUUAUGCAUAUUACGAAUUCCAAUUUCUGCUUGACUAUGUACCAUUUGUUUGGAAUUCUCCCUUGGAUUUUCUAAUAAAUAGUUUUGAAUUUUAUUUUAUUUUGUCG
Molecule: messenger RNA, 18023 nt
Organism: Pocillopora meandrina
Lineage: Eukaryota; Metazoa; Cnidaria; Anthozoa; Scleractinia; Pocilloporidae
Source: the annotation of a GenBank genome assembly